AUUUUUUCUUUUUAAAGAUUGGUAACACUGAUAUUUUGAUUUUUAAAGAUCAAUUUCAAAUGAAUUAAAAAUUCCAGUUUCAUACACAAAAUAAUAAAUUAUUCAAAAUGUGCCCAACACUGUUCGAAAGCGCUUUGUUACAAGUGGCGUCUAACAUCCAUAUUUACCCCGACGAAGACAUUGAAUUUUUGCCAGUUAACAUAAAAGACAAGCUGCUGUUAACGAUUACGAGGUCUCCGACUCUGACAAACAAAUUAAACUUGAACCUUUGCCUUCCAUUACUGCUUCACAACAGAACCAGAAUUUUAUCAAUUCCGUUUUUGUAUAAAAAGAACCUGCACAAACUCUCGGAAGAUCUUAUUAAUCAAUUGUAUAAAUGUCCCGAGUUAAUGGUUCUCAUACUUCCAGAUUACAUGAAAUGCUCUCCUAAAGCCCUAGUAAAUUGUUUUGUGAAGUUGCCUAAUUUGGAGCGGCUUGAGAUGAAACAUUGCGACGGUGUUACGCACGAUGUAUUAAAAGUUUUGUGGCGUAAUUGCCCCAAACUCCGAAUAAAACCCGGAGAAAUAUUAUUUAUUUAAUACAAGUCGUGCUAUAAUACUGUCAUUAAUUCAUACCUUUAUUACUGUUAUGGUGUUUUGUUAUUAAUUAUACUAUAACAUUACA
Messenger RNA from Aethina tumida (small hive beetle), 663 nucleotides. RefSeq lists its product as uncharacterized. Lineage: Eukaryota; Metazoa; Arthropoda; Insecta; Coleoptera; Nitidulidae. The coding region runs from base 108 to 578 and encodes 156 amino acids. The record is from RefSeq and is a predicted model, not a curated record. The transcript has 3 exons.